Molecule: messenger RNA, 2562 nt
Organism: Eucalyptus grandis
Lineage: Eukaryota; Viridiplantae; Streptophyta; Magnoliopsida; Myrtales; Myrtaceae
Exons: 10
Coding region: 208-2304 (698 amino acids)
Source: RefSeq, a predicted model, not a curated record
CCUCACUCGCUCGCGUUCCGCCGAUCGCUCCCUCACGCUUUCCGGCGGUUUUCUCGCGCUCCGACCGCUCCCCAAUCUCAUUCCCCCGGCGAGCCCCCGCCGCGCCCCUGCCCCCGCGCCGAUCUCCGUCGCCUCCCCCGCGGCUCAGUGAUCUCCCCUCCCCGGCGGUACGGACUGUAAUAUCAUCAUCAAGCUCAUUGUGGAUUAAUGUCAGUUGCAAAAGUCAAAACGUCUAAUGCUCUUGAUGGGAUGAAAGUGGAGGACAGAAAUGAUACUUUAAACACAAUCAUCAGGCAAACUAUAGGAAAAGAACCUCUUCUGUCCCUGCCAAGGUCUGGGGAUAACUCAUUUCAGUGGAUCCAUCCACUACUUCAAGCUUUAGAUCAUCAAGAUUUGCCUGGUUGGCCACUGAAGAUUCCUAUGCAGAGGUGCAAUAAGUGCCAUCGUGAAUUCUUUUCAUCCAUUAACUACAAAAGGCACGUCCGUGUGCAUCAUCGGCUAAGAAAGCUUGAUAAGGAUAGCUCCAAAAAUAGAGAUUUACUAGGACCUUUCUGGGAUAAGCUAUCUGCGGAAGAAGCAAAGGAAAUAGUAUCCCUGAAAAAUUCUACCAUGGAGGAUGUUCCUGGGACUACUGUUAUAAAAUCUUUGGCAUCACUGAUACGGAAGCCUGGAUUUCCUGUAAUGCCGCAAUUUUGCCUAAAAGCUGGUUCAUCUCUUUUGGACAUUGUCCAGCCUAGGUCUUCAAGAUUUCCUCCAUCUUCGCAAGAUCUGUUUGGCAUUCUUGAUGAUGCAAGUGAAAAAACCUUUUUAAGUGGACCGACCUUAUUGAUGCGAAGAUACAUUUUCAAUAAGGAAGUUGGAAAGAUUGGUCUGGACCCUAAGAACUUGGUUGCAUUCACGUGUUUCAUGUUGGAACAAAAACUGGUUGAAGCAUGGCUCACGGAUAAAGAUGCUGAAGCUUUGAGGUUCCAGAAGUUACUGGUGGAGGAAGAAGAAGCUGCUCAGAGAAGGCAAGCUGAAAUUCUGGAAAGGAAGAGACAAAAAAGGCUUAGGCAGAAGGAACAGAAAGCAAAGGAGCACAGGAAUGGGGAGGUUAAUCUGGAAAAUAGUUUUGAUAUCGUAGAGAAUGAAGCUUUGUCAGAUGUGCCUGGAAAUUUGAGUUCAUCAGAAGUAGACAUUCGCAUUACAGAUUCACCUUCAGAUCCUGUACCGUCAUUGCUCGAAGUACCCCAGCUUCCGGAUGCUGAAGAAGGGCCAGACUUUGAGAUUGAGUCAGGGCUCGGCAGUGAUUAUCCAGUCUUUAAUAAUUUGCCGAAUGUUGAACUGCAAAGGGCACUUGGAGGCAGUCAUCAACACCUACGAACUACCAGUUGGCAUGUGCCUCGGAAACCGCGUCCCUUAUCUGGUGCUUUGCAUGAUUUCCAUGGAUCCAGUUCAUCUAAGCCUGAGUUCAAGCAUAAGCAUGUAAACCAGGAUUUGAGGGCUGCCAAUACACUCAACAACAAGAAAGUAUGGAGUAGAAAAUUAAAACCUGAGAAAGAGGACAAGAAUUUGAAUUUUAGAAUCCAUGAAGCAUUCAGCCCAGCUGGACCUGAUAAGAAACGCGAACUCUUGAUUGGCUCUAUAGCUGUUUCUCUUCAAAACCCUUGUCACCCAGAAGAUACAGAUAAUCUGGGCAAGAUAGAAAAUGGCCAUAGAGUAGAUUGCCAAGUUCAGAAGCAGGACAUUCAUUCAUUAUCCAGCAGGCCUGACACUCUCCAAUGCAGCACUAAUCAACCGAGGGGCAAGCUCUGGAGGCCAGUGAGCCGGAAUGGAGUCAAGGAUUCUGUUCUUGAGAACGGCAAUAGAGCUUUUGAAGGUGAUGAGAAUGCUGCCAUGAAGGGUGAUUCUCAAACAUUAGCUGACGAAGACCAGCUUAUAUCAGCUAGAGUUAAUGGUGGUUAUCAUGGGAAUGAGGAAAGUUCAGCGCAGGCUGGUGCAGAAAAUCCAGGGAAUUCGGAGUUUUCAAGCCAUUCUGCACGGGCUUUUCUUGCGGAGAGAUGGAAGGAAGCUACUGCAGCAGACCAUGUAAAGUUGCUCUUGCUUCCUGAAUCUGAACCGCCGGGAUCCCCCGAGACCCAAUCUGAUUGCCAAGGUGCUCCAGAAUUUGGUGAACGUAGCAUCCUUGGUGAUGCAGAGAACCGGAUAGUAAAUGGUGGUAAUUUUGGGUCUUUGGCAUCUGGAAUUGCGAAAGUUGGCAAUAGAGUGAAACUUGACAAGAACUUUAAGAAAAAGUACAUUCCAAAACAAAGAGGUGGUACAUAGUUUGGAGGUAGCAUAUUUUAUGAUACAGGUGUGCAGUGAUUAUCCCAGACUAGUAUUCUCAGCAGAGGUUCCAGUUUUACCGAUGGUCUUCUGUGUCGUAAUUCAUGGUUGGUUUGGCCGGAAAUUAGUUUUAUACUUCCGUCCUUUCUUUUCAUCGCAUAGCAGCAAAAUGACACAAAGUUUUUCAUUGUUUCUUCUAUCAUUCUGGAAUAAACUUUGGUCUGUCUAGUGCCAUUUAGAAGAUCUAUUUGGCACCAA